CGUUUACAUAGCGCGCCCUUACUCUUCGUCCGCCGCGCACAAUCGACACCCAUCUGCGCUCUCCACACUCUGAUCCCGCCUUCAUCGGAGAGAUGGCCGGUCUAUCCACCGACGCACCAUUGUCGCUCAUCCCAACGCCCCACAAAGAGACUGGCAAGAGCGAUGAAUUCACCAUGGAUGCAUCGCACAUGGCCCUCGUCCAUAACGUGAUCAUUCGCGGCUACAAUAGCAUCUAUCAGCAGGCGCCACGCAUCCAUCAGCAUGAUGUGCGCGACUUCAUUGGCUACUGCCUCGCAUGGAAUGACAUGGUUCUCAACCACCACCACAGCGAGGAGACGAUUCUAUUUCCGCUGCUCGAGCAGGGAGCCGGUGUUCCAGGCCUAAUGGACACCGACAAGGACGAGCAUGAGGCCUUCUACGGAGGCAUGGGCGAGUUUGCGAAAUAUCUCGACAAAUGUCUGAAAGCGGACGACCCCUCGAAGGCCUUCGACGGAAAGCGUGUCGUCGCUCUCAUGAACGCCUUCGGACCCGCUCUCCACUCACACCUCUCCAAUGAGCCGCGACAUCUCGCAUCACUAUCCAAGUACCCAAACAUCGACACAGCCACGAUCCGCGCCAAGACAGAGAAGGACACCAUGGAUCGCACCAGCCCGGUGUAUCUCCUGCCGAUGCUGUGGUUCAAUCUGGAUGCGGAGUUCGAGGACGGCCGCUGGGCAGACUUCCCCGGGCUAUCGUGGCCGUUGAAAUGGGUCAUGGUGAAUCUGUUCGGGUGGUGGAGAAGUAACUGGUGGCGCUUCGGAAGCGUCGGUCGGGAUGGGAAGCGCGUGCAGCUCUUGGCGCUUCGAGAAGGCUACUAGAGGUGCGCUCGUGCAAAGAAUGCCGGCAGCCUAGUUCUUACUUGCACCACUUAUGGAACAUCUUAGGAUGGGUCCAAUGACCUGUGCGAGUUUCUGUACGUUCUGAAGAUAGAAUACCCGUCAGAGAUCGCCUUGAUUCAGAGUGCGAUACUGGUUCAUCCUGCAAACCUGCUUCGCGCAAUGAUAGUCGCACGCAUGUAAGGUCUUGGCCCAUAGAUCUGGACAAGCGCCGCUGGCUGCAUGCCCCGCGCCCGGGCUGGGCUGAGGUGUGCUGAGCGCUAGCUAAGUUCAGCUGUAUGUAAGACUAAGCUAAACGGAAAUGGGGCAUUUGCCGAACAGCGGCUUACUAGGCAUACAAGAACAGCUGGU
Messenger RNA from Trematosphaeria pertusa, 1226 nucleotides. RefSeq lists its product as uncharacterized. Bases 93 to 857 code for a protein of 254 amino acids. The transcript has 3 exons. The record is from RefSeq and is a predicted model, not a curated record. NCBI's taxonomy places the organism in Eukaryota, Fungi, Ascomycota, Dothideomycetes, Pleosporales, Trematosphaeriaceae.